Molecule: messenger RNA, 3153 nt
Organism: Colletotrichum siamense
Lineage: Eukaryota; Fungi; Ascomycota; Sordariomycetes; Glomerellales; Glomerellaceae
Gene: trz1
Product: Ribonuclease Z 1
Exons: 1
Coding region: 1-3153 (1050 amino acids)
Biological process (GO): mitochondrial tRNA 3'-end processing
Cellular component (GO): mitochondrion
Molecular function (GO): 3'-tRNA processing endoribonuclease activity
Source: RefSeq, a predicted model, not a curated record
AUGCCUCUGGGACGUGGACGGACGAACGUAGGGCCAAUUUUUCGUCGCCGCACGCCUCCCUCAGCACCUCGUCCUUUUUUUGCGAAGCCCCUUGGAGAGAAGCCACUCGCGAAACCGCCUUCAGCUCCUCGACCGAGCAAUCGCAACGAAGCCCCACGACCUACCCCUCGACCUACCCCUCCUCCAGCAGCCAAAGCAGCAUCUGCGCAACACCGCGCUGUCAAGCCAAAAGCCAGCAAAAACACUACGACGCCGAGAAGAAGGUACGCGGGCACAAUAAAACCCGAGCAAGCUUCAUCAUCGGACGGAAGUAGGAAACGCCUCUGGGACUUGGAGCCCCGACCUCGACGACCGUCCGAACCUGAUAACGUUGACGAUUUUCUGUUGGAAAAGUUCGAUUUCAAACGUGCUCCCAAAGAGCUCAUUGCUUCGAUCAAACGUUUGUGCUACAACACCGGGCGAUUUCACCUGUCAAAGAAGGAGAGGGACGUCUACACAGGCAAUCCAGACGAUUUUGGUGGCAAGAGCGCCUACCUGAUCCGCAGCGACUGGAAUAGAGCGACACCGGGCCUUUGGUUUCUACGCUUCUUUCUGCUCACAGGGCCGCCGAUACGAAAAUCCCCUGUUCCCUGGCAACCAAACGAGCGUGCUACAAACAUGACGAACCACGUCCAAAUUACUACGACCCCGACGGCGGACACGGGCGGCAGCUUGCUGUUGCACUUUGACCAUCGGAGGUAUCUCUUUGGACAUCUGUCAGAGGGUACGCAGAGAGCGUUGGGUCAGCGCAAGGUCGCCCUGGCAAAGUUGGAAAACAUGUUCAUGUCUGGUCAAACGAAAUGGGAAUACACUGGUGGGAUGAUUGGUAUGAUGCUCACAGUCGCCGACGUCCUCGAGGGCAGUCGGAGGGAGAUUGAGGCUCAGAACCAGGCCAGGAAGCAGUCCCAGAAGGCGUUGCUGGAGACGAAGGGCCCUGAGCGCAUAGAGAUUCAUGGAGGCCGCAACCUUACCCACAGUCUCGCCACAGCAAGGUAUUUCGUCUUCAGGAAGGGCUUGCCCAUCCAUCCCGUUGAAUGCCACGACGAUCCAAGGAUUGCCAAUCCCGAAGCCACCACCCCUGACUGGGAGGAUGAUGCCAUUCAGGUCUGGAAAGUCCCUGUUGUUGCCGGUGAGCCUCAGGCCAGGUCCCGUAAGAGGAGCCAUGAGGUCAUGGCUGCUGAGGAUGAGCAAGUGGCGGCUGAUCACACGGCCCAGCCCACGCUGACUCCACAAGAACACGAAAGGCUCAAUCGCGAAGGUGUCGCCGCUGUGGUGGAAGACAUGUUCAACUCAGACUGGAGCAAGGACACUCUUUGUGAGACGAAGCUGCACAAGGUUUCCCUCCCCGCCACCAUUUUCGUGAGAAAGAACGGGCAAAUUGAGAGGUACAAGGGCCCUCUGCCUGGCGAUAAGGGGCCCGUCCCCGAUAUCGAUGUACUCGUGCGAUUCCCCUGGCCCGCCACUAAAGUCGUACGUCUUCCAGACCCGAAGCUACCGUCCGAUAUGUCUGUUUGUUAUAUUGUCAAGAACAGAGGUCGUCGAGGAAAGUUCAAUCCGCAACUCGCCAAGCAAUACGGCAUCAAGCCAUUUGAGUUCAAGCAUCUAACAGCUGGAAAGACCGUGAAAGGUGCAGAUGGUGUCGAUGUGACACCUGACAUGGUGUUGGGUGAGCGAAUCAAGCCAUGCGGGUUUGCGUUGGUUGAUAUCCCAAACUUGUCGGCAGUGGAAUCUUUUCUUGCAAGGCCAGAAUGGAAGAACUCUAGCCUGAUGGAAGAUGUGCCCAUCUUCUACUGGCUUCUCGGUCCGACUGUCAUUGACGAUACCCGCAUUCAAAGCUUCAUGAGGGAGAGGCCCGAUGUGAACCACAUCGUCUUGGCCCCACAGACAAGCCCAAACAUGGUGACUAUAGAGUCUUGCGCCAUUUUGUUGGCAAAGCUACGACGAAUCGACCCAGACCGCUUUCCUCUCCUCAACUUUGACAACAGCGUUCGAGACCUGUCUUUCAUCGGCCCGAAUGUACAAGCAGGCCGCGUCGGUAUGAAGACGAUGCUCUCGCCGAGCUUCAGCAUGAAAGACGACGAGAUUCUUCCGUUCCCGACGUUUGAAGAAGCCGGUGCAAUUCCGGAAGAAGUCCUGGCACUCGCGGAUGAGGCAAAGGCCGCGAUCAAAGGGCCCAAGUUCAUUGCGGAGGUUGAGCAAGUUGAGAAGGACAUCCCCAACAGAGACGCCGAAAUUAUACCCCUCGGUACUGGGUCCGCUCUGCCAUCCAAGUAUCGCAACGUUUCUUCGACACUCAUUCGCGUGCCGCAAUAUGGCAACUACAUUCUUGACGCUGGCGAAAACACAAUGGGUCAGCUGCGACGAGCUUUCCUUGCUGACGAACUAGUCCAAAUUCUUCGGGAUCUUCGUUGCAUAUUCAUUAGCCACAUGCACGCAGACCACCAUCUUGGCACAGCGAGCCUACUGCGUGCAUGGUGCGAUGCCACCGAACAUCUCAGCCCUCAACCUAGGCUUGUUAUCUACUGCCCCGUGAGUAUGCGUCUGUUUCUACAGGAGUAUGGUCGCAUUGAAAAUAUCCAAACUGUCAACGGUCGUCGCAUCGAGACUCGCAAUGUUGUUUGGCCCAACGACGACGCCAAACUACCCAAGGACGACUCAACGAGGCUCGCCUCUGCCGUCCUUGUCCCCGUCAAACACUGCCAAAACUCCUACGCUCCCGUCUUCAGCUUCCCCUCGGGCCUGAAGAUCGCCUUCUCGGGCGACUGCCGACCCAGCGAUUCGCUCGUUAAGGCCGGCAAGGGCGCCACCCUCCUGAUCCACGAGAGCACCUUCGACGACAACAAGAAGGGCGACGCCAUCGCCAAGAAGCACUCCACCAUGUCCGAGGCUCUCGACGUUGCGUACCGCAUGGGCGCCCGCCGCGUGCUUCUUACGCACUUCUCGCAGCGCUAUGCCAAGGUCCCCAUCACCGAGAAACGGGAGACCGCGGACGGCUCCGACCAGGCCGUCCUGCUCGCCUUUGACCAGAUGCGCGUCAAACUGGGCGAGUUCCGUCAGGCCCAGAAGUUUUUGCCUGCGAUCAGACUUUACUUUGAGUUGACUGGUGCGGAUUAG